Messenger RNA from Funneliformis geosporum, 176 nucleotides. The record is from the annotation of a GenBank genome assembly. Lineage: Eukaryota; Fungi; Glomeromycota; Glomeromycetes; Glomerales; Glomeraceae.
AUGGACCUUAUACUUAAAACUGAUCCAAAUUUUAAAAAUUGCACAACACAGGAUCUUUGUGUUUCUCAGAACGCACUUAAUGCUGCUUGGGAUUUCUUUACUAAUACUGUCCUAACAUCUGCCAAAAAACACUUACCCAAACAAACAAUCACUUCCUGUCAUAAUUCUUUAUUCAC